AUGCUGAACCUCAAUCUUUCAGGAUUGGUCAAUGUAUUCAGACUCUUGGCGAAACCCUCGUUAUGCUUGCCUCACUCAACAGCCUCGACUUUCAAUGACCUGCCAGUGCCAUUGAACACGGCGUUUGAGGGGAAGAAGGUGGAAAUCAAAGCAGUAGUCCUCGACAAAGACGAUUGUUUUGCGUAUCCCGAAACCAACCAGAUUCAUCCCCCUUACCUUGAACGAUUUCGACAACUUCAAAAGGAGUUCCCUGGGCACAAACUUCUGAUAGUUUCCAACACAGCCGGUGCCACAUCAUAUGACCGGGAUCACAACCUAGCCGCCGAGCUGGAGGGUGCCACCGAUGUCUCGGUCCUCCUGCACAAGGUGAAGAAGCCAGGUUGCAAGGAUGAAAUCAUGGCGCAUUUCAAGAAGCACCCGGAGACUCAAGUGACGCAUCCCAGCCAGAUUGCCAUUAUUGGAGAUCGCCUCAUGACGGACAUGAUGCUUGCCAAUAUGAUGGGCAGCUGGGGCAUUUGGAUCAAGCAGGGCGUCGCACCCCUGAAAGAAAAGAGUAUCUUCGCCAGGUUCGACCUCCGUCUUGGUUCUUUCUUGUUGGCCCGUGGUUAUAAGCCAUCCGACCCUCAGAGCCCUUUCGAGUGA
Pseudomassariella vexata is the source of this 642-nucleotide messenger RNA. RefSeq names its product mitochondrial PGP phosphatase. The record is from RefSeq and is a predicted model, not a curated record. Gene Ontology annotation, cellular component: mitochondrion. NCBI's taxonomy places the organism in Eukaryota, Fungi, Ascomycota, Sordariomycetes, Amphisphaeriales, Pseudomassariaceae. Gene Ontology annotation, molecular function: phosphatidylglycerophosphatase activity. Bases 1 to 642 code for a protein of 213 amino acids. Gene Ontology annotation, biological process: cardiolipin biosynthetic process. The transcript is spliced from 3 exons.